Glycine soja is the source of this 1509-nucleotide messenger RNA. RefSeq names its product probable galacturonosyltransferase-like 4. Gene Ontology annotation, cellular component: Golgi apparatus. NCBI's taxonomy places the organism in Eukaryota, Viridiplantae, Streptophyta, Magnoliopsida, Fabales, Fabaceae. Bases 60 to 1100 code for a protein of 346 amino acids. The record is from RefSeq and is a predicted model, not a curated record. The transcript has a single exon. Gene Ontology annotation, molecular function: glycosyltransferase activity.
CCCCCCGGAGGAUUGUGUUGAGGACAAACACAACAACAAACAUAUAACAUUCCGACAGGAUGGUCUUUCGGAGCUCCACCUCCCUAAUUGGCCUCCUGUCCCUCCUCUUCCUCCUCUCCGUCUCCUCCGCCAUUCGCCUCGGCCUUGUCCGCCGUCCUUCCCCGGAGCUCCCUCUCUUCCGGGAGGCCCCUGCCUUCCGCAACGGCGAGGACUGCGGCUCCUCGCCUUCCGCCACCAUUAACGUAGCCAUGACCCUGGAUACUAACUAUCUUCGUGGCACCAUGGCCGCGGUGCUCUCCAUGCUUCAACAUUCAACGUGUCCCGAGAACCUGGCCUUCCACUUCCUCUCCUCCCAUGACGACCCUCCCGAACUCUUCUCCAGCAUUUUGUCUACCUUCCCUUACCUCAAGAUGAAGAUUUACCCGUUUGACUCCAACAGGGUCCGCGGCAAGAUAUCCAAGUCCAUUCGACAGGCCUUGGACCAGCCCCUGAAUUACGCCAGAAUAUACCUGGCCGAUACCAUACCAGAAAACGUGAAACGUGUGAUAUAUUUGGACUCUGACCUGGUGGUGGUUGACGACAUAGCCAAGCUUUAUGGUGUUGAUAUGAAAGGAAAAGUCGUGGCUGCGCCGGAAUAUUGUCAUGCAAACUUCACGCUGUAUUUCACGGAUAAUUUUUGGUCGGACCCGGUUCUUGCCAAGACGUUCAGGGGAAGGAAGCCGUGCUAUUUCAACACGGGGGUGAUGGUGAUGGACGUGGACACGUGGAGGAAGGAGAGGUACACGGAGAAGGUGGAGGAGUGGAUGGCGGUGCAGAAACAGCAGAAGAGGAUCUAUCAUUUGGGGUCUCUUCCGCCGUUUCUGUUGGUUUUGGCGGGGAACAUAAAAGCGGUUGAUCAUAGAUGGAACCAGCAUGGUUUGGGUGGAGAUAACUUCGAAGGAAAAUGUAGAAGCCUGCACCCUGGGCCCAUUAGUUUGUUGCAUUGGAGUGGGAAGGGUAAACCCUGGUUGAGAUUAGAUUCUAGGAAGCCAUGCAUAGUGGACCAUCUAUGGGCUCCUUAUGAUCUAUAUCGAUCCUCUAGACACUUUUUUGAAGAAUAGAACCAACCAUCCAUAUAUAAACCAGGGGAUUCAAGUAUUUCUUUCAAUCAGAGAGAGAGAGAUCGAGAGAGAGGGGUGCUGCCGGAUAAUAUCAUCAUUAUUUUUUUUUCAGUUUUCUAACUCAAAUUUGGCUGACCAGAAAGGAACCAGCUAAAACCUCCAUCAUCGUAGGAAGCAGUGGAGUUGUAAAUUCAUUUUUUUUCCUUUCUUUGGUUCAGUAUUCUUUUAUUCUUUUUUUUUUUUUUGGUUCGUAUUGAUCUUAGAAGCAUCACAAUAAUAUACAAAUUAUGCUGAUUAGUGUAAAACUCAGAAAAUUGUGUAUUGGUUGGGUUAAUGCUAACAGUUCAACUUUUUGCAAAACAGUACGUCCGUACCCAAUUUUGGUGUGAUAUGAUUCACUGUAAUUUCA